AAGGGCAUCGUUACUGAGCUUGCGUGAUUUACUUAACUUAUUUUUAAGUCAACGACAAUUUUCCCACAUAUAGUUUGAAAUCUUCGGUGGUUCAACAUGAACGGAAAAAUGUCAGACGUACGUGAAAGAACAUUUAUUAUGAUUAAACCAGAUGGUGUUCAAAGGACACUAGUUGGUAAAAUUAUUAAACGUUUCGAAAACAAAGGACUAAAAUUAGUAGCGAUUAAAUUUAUUUGGGCUAAAGAAGAGAAGUUUGCGGAACAUUACGCCGAAUUGGCCGGUCGUAAGUUUUUCUCUGCACUUGUAAAAUACAUGAGCAGAGGUCCUGUGAUGCCGAUGGUUUGGGAAGGUCUUCAUGCCGUCGAAAUUGGAAGAGUGAUAUUGGGACAAACAUGCUCUGAGGAAUGUGCACCUGGGACUAUUCGUGGAGAUUUCAGUAUUCAGGGCAACCGCAAUCAUCCCAUGGGCCGAAACGUCGUGCACGGAUCUGACUCUGUCGAAUCGGCGAUUCGCGAGAUCGACUUGUGGUUCAAGAAAGACGAAAUAGUCGAAUGGAAAUCAGCUAUGCACAGUUGGAUCUAUGAAGAGGACGACGACUAGCUUCCACUGCCCUCUAAAGCAAUAUCAUUCGCAAAGAGCAAUCUCUUAUUUAUACUCAUUAAGAUUUUCAAAAUUGUUUAGACAAUUUUUCGAUGUAAAUAAUUAUAUAGGUAGGAAAGUACCUCCACUGCCUUGCCAGUAAAUAUUAGGAAAUGUGAUAGAUUUCAUAUAGUUUUAGUAAAUUACACGUUUCAAAUUUUAAAGUAAUCAAUUUUAAAUGUAUAGGUAUACUUAAGUGGUUAAUUAAAUUGGCGAUUUCUAUUAAGUAGUUACAAUUAUUUUACUACUGUUGUUAUGUAUAAUAAAAGCUGUUUGACAUAAGA
This is a messenger RNA of Photinus pyralis (common eastern firefly), 923 nucleotides long. Its product is annotated as nucleoside diphosphate kinase-like. NCBI's taxonomy places the organism in Eukaryota, Metazoa, Arthropoda, Insecta, Coleoptera, Lampyridae. The transcript has 3 exons. Gene Ontology annotation, molecular function: nucleoside diphosphate kinase activity. Gene Ontology annotation, biological process: CTP biosynthetic process; UTP biosynthetic process; GTP biosynthetic process. The coding region runs from base 97 to 600 and encodes 167 amino acids. The record is from RefSeq and is a predicted model, not a curated record.